Penicillium taxi is the source of this 1152-nucleotide messenger RNA. RefSeq lists its product as uncharacterized. Gene Ontology annotation, molecular function: serine-type endopeptidase activity. The record is from RefSeq and is a predicted model, not a curated record. Bases 1 to 1152 code for a protein of 383 amino acids. Lineage: Eukaryota; Fungi; Ascomycota; Eurotiomycetes; Eurotiales; Aspergillaceae. Gene Ontology annotation, biological process: proteolysis. The transcript has a single exon.
AUGCUUCUAUCAUAUUCAACCAUUUUCCUGGCUGUAUACAUCCAAUCCCAAGUCUUUAAUGUCGCGGCUUUGAUUAUACCUGAUCAUGCCUUAGAGAAUAACACUCUCUACGAUGAAGAAAAGCCCUCAGACAGCCAUCUUUUCGCACGAGAUGACCCAGUGACUUUUUUUCACCAGUAUCCCGCGAAUGAUGAAAUGAAAUUCAUAUCGCAGCCUCUUGGAACAGACUUAGAUCAGCUUAAAGAUUACGUUUUUUUGAGUCCUGCCGGAGCUGGCGUCACAGUAUAUGUCCAUGACAGUGGCAUCAAUCUCCGACACAAUGAGUUUACAACAGCAUCCAAAAAUUUACCGAAGGCCAACGUUGGGUGGCUAUACCCCUCUAGGCCAGAUCUCAACGUUGAACCAACCACAGAUCCCACUGGGCACGGAACCUGUGUCGCAGAUAAGGUGGUAGGCCAUAAAUUUGGAGUGGCUAAGAAGGCUAAUCUCCUGAUGGUGCCGUGGAUUGAUCUUGCAGACUUUGACUGGAUGAAAGCAGGGUUGAGAGCUAUCAUCGAUGAUAUCAAAGCGAAGAGGGCAAAAGACCCGGAUUUUUUGGCAGUUGUGAACUUCAGCUACAAAUUUGGAAAUACAGUAGCUCUACGCGACAAAGUAGAGGCCUGCCGAGCUCUAUAUAAGGAGAUUUACGACUUGGACGUUGUGAUGGUAUUUGCUGCAGGGAAUAGCGGAGACUAUGGCAAGACUGAACUGAAGCAUUAUCCUGCGCUCUUUACGAAAGACUUCCCGAAUGCUAUUGUGGUUGGGUCAGUCGAUAUUAAUGGUUACCCAUCGAAGUUCACUGAGGGUGGACCACUGGUGCAUAUCUCGGCCCCAGGAGCAACCGACAGCGAAAAUGGAAUUGAGUGUGCUCAAGGGACAGGAAGGUCUGCUACAUGGCGUCCAGAAGGCACUUCUAUUGCUGCACCAACUAUUUCUGGAUUUGCAGCAUAUUUGCUAUCAAUUGAGCCCGCGUUACGAAAGCAGGGAUCCGUGGCAAAGAACGUGAAAGCAAGAAUUCUCAAACUGGGCUAUAUACGUGCAGUUGGGGCUUUAAAGGGUGUACCACCUAUGCCUGCUAUUUGGAACGGGCUAGAAGGAGCACCAGCAUGCUAA